UGUACGACCUCCACCGGACCGUACCGCGGGGCGAUUUCUCGAUCGGUUAGAGUUGUGGAACUGGAACUAGGCCAAGCUGUACUCUGUAGAUUCUGUAAAAAGUCCCACAAAAAUGGGACAUGCAUGGUCUGCAUACGUGACAAAUCGGGACACUGCUCCAGAUUUAUACAACCUGCCGACGUUUGAUCCACUUUAUGGGUUUCCAGAAGGCAGGCAAGAGAGGGUGAUGGUGGCCACACAAGAGGAAAUGAUGAAAGCUCAAGUUCCUCUUGAUCGGCGGGACUACUGCGCUCAUCUCUACAUUGCUUGGCAAAGAUGCAGACGAGACAACUUCCCCAACGUGUUUGCCUGCAAGCAUUCUAAACCUGAAUAUGACCAGUGUGAAUAUGAAGACUUUGUGAUGCGUAUGAAGGAGUAUGAACGAGAGAAAAGGUUACUGGCACGGGCAAAGCGGAAGAGGCUACGAGAGGAGAAAGAACAGCUCCAAGAUUGAAACGGGGUCACUUUAUGUUGAUAUGUUUUAGUAAAAGGUUUCUCAAAGUAACAUGAAAAUUCUGAAGUUUCAAGUUUUAUGUUUGAUAACAUGUUUUAUGUUAUGUUGAAAGAUGGAAACUGACUUGUAAAAGUCUGGAGGGUAGUGUUUUGCUUCUAGAAUUUAGUGAAAAGAAAUGGGAAGUGACUACAUGGGCUUUAAUUGGAGCAUAGUAACAUGUAGCACAUUUUCUUGAGAGUGAAGUGUGACAAAAUUACCAACACUUUAGCACCUUCAUUCACGCCCAUGACUUCAAGAGUAAAGGGGCACACACGUACUGGUGACAAUUGUACAUUGCUGUGGUGACUUUGCAAUUGGAUUUCAAGGGUUAUGUAAUGAUUUAAACCAUCUUUGGACAUUUCACAGAUUGCAGAUCUACAUUAUGUAGACUUUGCUGUAUUUUUACCAAUGCUCUAUUUCUUGAGGUUCAAGGUCUCCCAGCAUUCCCCGUGAUUUUUCAGAACGCAAAAAGACUAAGUAGACACAGAGAGGGAAAUUCUGCAGUAGUAAUAUUUGUGUGUUUGGAUGAUAAAUGAGUUUAUUAAAAGGAAUGUUUGAUGUAUAAAGAAA
This is a messenger RNA of Acanthaster planci (crown-of-thorns starfish), 1102 nucleotides long. It is a transcript of the gene ndufb7, whose product is annotated as NADH:ubiquinone oxidoreductase subunit B7. Gene Ontology annotation, cellular component: respiratory chain complex I; mitochondrion. The record is from RefSeq and is a predicted model, not a curated record. Lineage: Eukaryota; Metazoa; Echinodermata; Asteroidea; Valvatida; Acanthasteridae.